Adineta ricciae is the source of this 3804-nucleotide messenger RNA. Lineage: Eukaryota; Metazoa; Rotifera; Eurotatoria; Adinetida; Adinetidae. The record is from the annotation of a GenBank genome assembly.
AUGGAAAAUAUUAUCAAGAUGUUCGUCAGUGGCAGUUCAGCUGAAGGACAAUCAUAUGCCAAUCAUUUUCGUCACGAUAACCAGUUUCAAGAUUUUGACUUCAUGCUAGAAGUCUGUGCCUUAAACUCCAAUGAUCAGUUAGUUCUAAUUAACAAUGCCCCGGGUUUCGUGUUAGUGAAGUGGUCGUCUGAAAAUGCGACCGAAAAGUUGCCGCAUAACGGUCAAUUCGUUGAUGGUUUUCGCAUGAAACAACUAUUUGCCGAUCGCUACAUAUCCUCUGUAAAUGCAAGUCCUCUCCUCGCAAGUCAGUUGAACACAACGACAGACACAGCCAGUAUAGAAGCAACUAUUCAAAGUGAUCUGAUACACCAAGCUACAAAAUUUCAUAAUGCUCUCAAGUAUGUCGAAACACUUCAAUCCGAUGAGAACAAGAUGAAAAAAUUUAUUGAAUAUCACGAAUGGUGCGAAGAUAAUAUCUCAAAUAUUUUCGGUAAAUGUUUACCAGAAUUUCCUAUGUACGAUUAUUUUGGUAAAAAUUACGUCUCAGACUGUUUCUGUAUGGUGAGCCCAGCUUUUGGAUUUCAAUUAUCAGCUGAGCAUCGUAAACGCGCAGAAUCGGUGUUAAAUUUUUACCUUAAAUAUCGGCAUUCCUAUUGCAUAUCGCAGCAGAUUUACAAAUAUCUUCAAAAAUCUAGUUGCUUAGACACGCGACCUGUCGAUGCGGACCUGGUNCCUAUGUACGAUUAUUUUGGUAAAAAUUACGUCUCAGACUGUUUCUGUAUGGUGAGCCCAGCUUUUGGAUUUCAAUUAUCAGCUGAGCAUCGUAAACGCGCAGAAUCGGUGUUAAAUUUUUACCUUAAAUAUCGGCAUUCCUAUUGCAUAUCGCAGCAGAUUUACAAAUAUCUUCAAAAAUCUAGUUGCUUAGACACGCGACCUGUCGAUGCGGACCUGGUUCCGGCGAUAAGACUUGAUUUCUGGCCUUCUAACAUGAAUUGGUUUCUCAAUCGACUGAAAACAAAUCGGCCGCUACUUUUCGAAAAAAUCGAGCCACUUCAUAUGCACAUUAUUCCAAAAUGGUCUGGUAGAACAGAAAAGUCGAAUGAGAAUAUUGAAUUUCGUUAUUCAUUCUCCGCCAUUGAAAAAGAACUAGCCGACCAGCGAUCACCUAUCGAGCAAGUUUUAAAUCGAGUAGCACGCGGUAUCUUUUAUAAAUAUCUACAUAAAAGUGUAUUGAAGCCGCCAUGUUCUAACAAAAAGUACUUGACAUCCUAUUUAGUUAAAACAACAAUAUUAUGGAUGUGUGAAACAAAGGAUUUUGACAAUAUUUAUGCUAUAACCAAUAGUUGUACUCCUCGAGUAGAAAAAAUGUUGGCUCAUCGACUAGCAAAUCAAUGGAUAGAAUAUGUUUGUUCAGUUUUAAAGUCUCGAAUUUGUCCACAUUAUUUUAUUGAGAAUUUAAAUUUAUUGGAAGAAUAUACCGACGAAUAUCUGGAUAACGCAUGUUAUGUCCUGCAGAAUAAUGUGAACUUACGUGAUGAUCAUCUAACUCAAAUUUUUCAGACGCCGCCGAAAAAUGAAGAAUCGAAUAAAGAAACCAGUGAUUAUAUGGAACAUUUUUUCGCAAACAUAGACGCAUCUGAAUUUUUUUCUGAUAGCACAGACCUGUGCAAUCAAUUUAUGCAUGGUUUCAAAAUGGAUUUCAGUAUAUACGGCGGUGAUGGUGACGGCGACGAUGAUGCUUUAGCUACUAUAUUUAUAUCGAGUUACUUGUUAUUAAACAUGAUGGCGAUAUUCGACAAUGUUGAAUUAAAUAACUGGCAAUUAUGGAAAGAUUUGUUCAUCAGCAAUCCGUCAGAGCAGUCGCCAAUCAUAUCUCAAAAAAUGACAACAAGAAAGAACACACCAGUUUAUACUUUAAUGAACAUGAUUUUAGUCUUUAGCUUAGAAGAAGUAGAUAAGUAUGUUUCAGAUGAAAAUUUGAGCACUAAACUUAAAAAUCUGGCCUCAUGCCCAAUUUUUCAAACUGGCGAUAUGAUAUCAAUGAGUUUAACAAGAAUGUUGCCUUUAAUUUUACAGCAACCGGGAGUUCUUCUUUCUCACAGACGAACUGUUUUGGAAAAUCCAACGAAUAUGGUACCGACGCUUGCCGAACACGUUAAAAAACAAACACCGGCUCAUNAGUAUGUUUCAGAUGAAAAUUUGAGCACUAAACUUAAAAAUCUGGCCUCAUGCCCAAUUUUUCAAACUGGCGAUAUGAUAUCAAUGAGUUUAACAAGAAUGUUGCCUUUAAUUUUACAGCAACCGGGAGUUCUUCUUUCUCACAGACGAACUGUUUUGGAAAAUCCAACGAAUAUGGUACCGACGCUUGCCGAACACGUUAAAAAACAAACACCGGCUCAUUUUCGGAAUAUCCUCUACUCCGAUUGUAUACAACCAACGAUUCCAUCUACAACGGUGCCAGCGACGUUACAUUCGAACGAAACGGUUGAUGAAAAUGUGACUACACAGAUGAUAGAAGGAUUCGUACUAGAUGGCGAAGAGUUUAAUACAUUAAUUAAUGAGACGAUUUCGUUUAAUCAAACUCCAUAUUCAUACUUACAGACUCAGCAAUAUCUAUCUAAGAUAGAUACCUCUCAAUAUUCGACUCGGACGACGAAUAAGAACAUAUCCGGAUGGGAAAGUCGAUUCGAUCAAACUUACAAGAGAAUAUUCUACGUCGAUCAUCACACUUUAGUCGUCACAUGGAUUGCACCAACAGUCUACCAUCUAGGUGAACGAAUUCAGUGGUAUGUUCAAACAGCAGUAGAGCAUCGUGUUUCAUCGCCCAGCAAAUAUAGAACAAACUUGCCGACUAUAAUUGAUUUGGAAUCGAAUACUCCCAGUGCAGACGCUCUAUUUAAAUAUGAUACUACAGAAUGGGAAGGUUUGCAUCAGAUGCAAGCGCUAGAUAAUUCCAUGGACAGUCUAACGCUGAAUGAUGCUUGGUAUAUGUGUUCCGACCAACAAAAUCGAACAUACUUUAUCAAUUCAGAAAGCAAGAUUCUACAGUUGAAUAGUCAGUUGGUGAAGGAUGUUCAAUCGUUGAGAAUCUUGCUAGCAGUUAAUACAACUACAGGACAAUUGAACCUUGAAAUUCAAUCUAAUAAUUUCUUUCAAAGUUCUUACGAUCUAAUAAUGAAGAUGGAACCCUUUGAACUACGCAGAAAAAUGUUUACAGUGAUCUUAUCAACUAACAAGGAAAUGAGUCAAAAGGAGAAGAAUGACUUUUGGUUUGUUCAACUUCAUGAAAAAAUGCUUGAAAUGAAAUUACUAGCAAAGCAGGACGCAUAUUACGAUCUCAUCGACUCAGAAGUUCCAGAUGUUUACUUUCGGCAAUUUCCGAUAUUCUACUACAGAAUACUAUUCAACAAAGAGUUGACAUUGAAUCUGUUAGAACUGAAAUAUUUCGAUCUUGACAAUUUCAACAAAGCAAAACAAAAGACUGAUAAACCAGUUGCAGAAAUUCUACAAAGAUAUUUCGCAAAACCAAUCAAGCUCCAAAUGAUGCAAAUACGACAAGGACUUAACGAGGUGAUACCAAUUGAAUGGAUGGAACAUCUGAACACUGAAGAUAUUGAAAAAAUGAUUAGUGGUUUCUGUACCGUACAUGAAAUGGAAAGAGCUCGUCAACAAGAAGAAACUUCAUUAGUGCAUAUGGCCACUGUUGAUACUAAAUCCGUCGAUACAAAUAUUCCAACCAACGAAGAUAAUAAGUCUUCAACAGCUGACGUAGUAGUGAAAACCAGAUGUUGCACAAUUCUAUAA